This is a messenger RNA of Ceraceosorus guamensis, 1758 nucleotides long. RefSeq names its product FAD-binding domain-containing protein. The record is from RefSeq and is a predicted model, not a curated record. The coding region runs from base 155 to 1606 and encodes 483 amino acids. Gene Ontology annotation, molecular function: oxidoreductase activity; FAD binding. The transcript is spliced from 4 exons. Lineage: Eukaryota; Fungi; Basidiomycota; Exobasidiomycetes; Ceraceosorales; Ceraceosoraceae.
AGCCAGGCCACAAAAGAGAGCAGCAGCACGCGCAUGCAUCUAUCUAGCUUUAACGCGCGGCGUCCGUGCGCAGUUCAACAUUCGCGCUGAUUGCUCUAUAUAGCUGGUCUGUCUGUGAUUUGAUCACGUCCGGCGGGUUACUUUUGCACGCACGAUGAAGCUGUUGCCCUUCAUCCUUCCCAUCCUCAACAUCCUUCACUAUCAGCAUUGCCUGAUCAUGUCAGACAUUCAAGAUCUACGCGUGCGCGAUCUGGCUUGCGCGCUGGAAUCUUCCAGCAGCUUCAAGGGCGAAAUCCUCAGCGCCAAGGAUGGAGAAGCUUUCUCCUCGCUCAAUACGCCUUGGGGCAUUCAGGAGGCUGAGCAGCCCGCUGUGGUGCUUGUUCCCACAAGCGCACAAGACGUCGCUCUGGCCGUCAAGAGCGCGCACAGCAAGGGCUUAACUUUGGCCAUCCGGAGCGGAGGCCUGAUGAAAUCGCAGACCAAGGGCGUCAGCCUCAACCUCAAGCACCUCGAUGCUUACUCUAUCAGCAGCGACAAAUCUCAAGUCACGCUCGGUCCUGGUCAGACUUGGCAGACAGUGUACGAAAAGAUGCGCGAUGAAAAGUUCACCGUUCUUGGUGGGCGCGUCUCCUUUGUGGGAGUGGGUGGCUACGUGGGCGGAGGCGGUCUGAGCUACCUCGUAGGCCAGCACGGCCUAGGUUCAGACUCGAUCAUCGACGCAGAGGUCGUCCUGGCGGAUGGCCGCAUCGUGCACGCUGCAUCCGACCCCGAGCUUCUUUUUGGCCUUAAAGGCGCAGCCAGCAAUUUCGGAGUCAUCACCUCCGUCACUCUCAAGACGUUUCCCAAGCCACCAGUCGCGUGGAGUGGCAGGCUGGUCUUUCCGGCAGAGCGCUUCGUCGAGAUUGCCGGAGCGAUCCACAACUACACUUCGACGAAUGAGGAUGGACGCGCAGGCAUCCUUUUUGGCAGUCUAGCCCCACCACCCGAUUUUCAACCCAUCACGCUCGUCGUUCCGGUCUGGUUCGGCAGCGCUGCGGAAGGAGAGAAGCAUUUCGAUUGGCUGCUCAAGCUCGGUCCCCUCGUCAAUCAGAUGAUGGAGAUGAGCUACGAGGAUCUUGGAAAGCUGCAGGACAGCGGAGCUACGCCCGCCGGUGUUCUGGCCGCUUGGCAAACCAGCGUCGUGCCCAGAGUUUCGGACGAAAAGACGGCGGCUGCGGCCCUCCAAUGGCAGGGUGAAUUGGUGGCCAAGGAUCCUCGAUUCGGCGGGACUGUCUUGCUCUUUGAGCCGUUUGUCAAGAACGUAUUUGCCGACGUGGACGACUCGACUGUAGCUUGGCCUCACAAAGGGGAGCACAUGACCGUCAUUGGCCUCAUGGUCCUCUCCCCCGAUCCUACACUGGCAGGCGUACCCGAAGCGCUUCGAGACGGCGUAUCUCGCAUCGCCGCAGCGGCACCUGCAGGCGUCCACCCGCAAUAUCCCAACUACGCCUUUUUGCACGGAGAAAAGGCAGAAGACUAUUAUGGCGCCAAUGUGCAGAAGCUGCGUCUGAUCAAGAAGCGUUUGGACCCUACCAACUUCUUCAAGGGUACUGUCCCGCUCGCCUGAGAAUGCUCGGUACCUUUACAAAAGUUGCCCAGUAGCCUUGCUUUUUGCAGAUAAAUCUGCGCGACACCCCUGCCAUCUCCACACGACACUAGAUUUCGCAGAUGAAGACGAUCACGCAAUGGUAGUGCUUUCUCGAAUAUCAUUCUCGUCGC